Molecule: messenger RNA, 1206 nt
Organism: Anolis carolinensis (green anole)
Lineage: Eukaryota; Metazoa; Chordata; Lepidosauria; Squamata; Anolidae
Gene: clta
Product: clathrin light chain A
Exons: 7
Coding region: 189-920 (243 amino acids)
Biological process (GO): clathrin-dependent endocytosis; intracellular protein transport
Cellular component (GO): clathrin coat of trans-Golgi network vesicle; postsynaptic endocytic zone cytoplasmic component; synaptic vesicle membrane
Molecular function (GO): clathrin heavy chain binding; structural molecule activity
Source: RefSeq, a predicted model, not a curated record
UUCCGGAUAAGGAAGUGGGGGUGGGAGGAAGAGAGGAGCGCUGAGGACUUCGCCGAGGCCGGAAGUUUGGAGCUGCGUGAGAGAUCUUUCAACGGUGUUUUUUUCUCUCUCCCUCCGAGCGCGCGCUGCUCUUCCUCCUCGUCCCUCACAGCUUAACGGUAGCGGCUCCCUCUUCUUCCCCUUCGCUCAUGGCCGACUUCGACAUCUUCGCCGCCUCACAGCCGGCGGCAGGAAACGGCUCGCUGGGCGGGAGCGAGGAGGACCCGGCCGCCGCCUUCCUGGCCCAGCAGGAGAACGAGAUCGCGGGCAUCGAGAACGAUGAGGGCUACAACAUACUGGAGAACGGCGAGGUGCCCCCCGGGAUGCAAGGCCAGGAGGGACUGGCGGCGGAUUCAAUUGAUGGAGUGACGAAUGGUGAUCUCUACCAGGAAAGCAAUGGUCCGACAGACUGUUAUGCUGCAAUUUCACAAGCUGAUCGUCUUCAGACAGAGCCAGAAAGCAUUCGUAAAUGGAGAGAAGAGCAACAGGAACGCUUAGAAGUACUUGAUGCAAACUCUCGAAAGCAAGAAGCAGAAUGGAAGGAGAAAGCAAUCAAGGAGCUGGAGGAAUGGUAUGAAAGGCAAGAUGAACAGCUAGAGAAAACAAAAGUCAACAAUAGGGUGGCAGAUGAAGCUUUCUACAAACAACCCUGCGCUGACGUGAUUGGUUAUGUCACAAACAUAAACCAUCCUUGCUACAGCCUAGAACAGGCAGCUGAAGAAGCCUUUGUCAAUGAUGUGGAUGAAUCGUCCCCUGGCACCGAGUGGGAACGUGUGGCUCGGCUCUGUGACUUUAACCCCAAGUCGAGUAAGCAGGCGAAGGACGUGUCCCGCAUGCGCUCAGUUCUCAUCUCACUUAAGCAAGCUCCGCUGGUUCGCUGAAGGAAAGGCACACACAACACUAUAAAUGCAAUAUCUUUUAACUUUACUCAGAGAAGCUGUGUUUGCAGUAAUUGGAUUAAUUAUGUUUAAGUGUUUUUGUUUUUGGACCAAACCUCAUGAUGUAUUUAGAGUUUGAUCAUUGUUUUGUGAUUGCAUGUUCUUCCCUCAUUUGAUCCCUCCUGGUGUCCAGACUGGGAGGUAACUUGCAGAAUCAUAGUCUCUUUGCUCCCAGGCACUGAGAUUUCACUUUCAACUGUACUGAUAUUAAAGGUCUGUUUAAAAAGCA